This is a messenger RNA of Peronospora matthiolae, 966 nucleotides long. The record is from the annotation of a GenBank genome assembly. NCBI's taxonomy places the organism in Eukaryota, Oomycota, Peronosporomycetes, Peronosporales, Peronosporaceae.
AUGGCGACUGCGAAAACCAUGCUAAGGCGUUAUGUGGUGGUGGCGACGCGGCGUCGUCACGCUUCUUUUCUUCGACCGCCACUCGCACUAGCGUUCUCGUCAGCGAAAGGCACGGAGCGCAACACGGUGGAAGUGGUGCACACGAAGCCACAGACGAGUUACGUGCAGAUAGAGCAGGACAUUGCCGCGUUGCAGCGCGAGAUCCGCACGGCUUACCACUCAGGAGCUUAUCAAACUGCCCUGGACGCUGGACUGGAAUGUCGAGACCUGGUCAAGUCGCACUUUGGAGAGAACCACGCCGUCUAUGCAAGCACCGUGACUAAUAUCGCGCUCAUGCACAAAAAUAUGGGCCAGCUGGACGAGGCCAUUGAGGCCUACGAGUUUGCACUGCAGACAUACAAGGCCACGGUGGGGGAGCAGCACGCGUCGUUCGCCACGACGCUCUACAACUUGGGCCUUGUUUACCGUGCUCUCGCGCUCGCGAGUUCCGGUCUUGAUCGGGUGACUGCACUGCACCGGGCGCUUGAUUGCAUCCAAGAGUCGCUCAAGAUCCGGCGAGAGAUUCUUGAGCCAGGGCAUCCGGAUAUUGCUCUUAGUCUGAGCAACCUGGGCGUGAUUUACUGGCAGAACAAACAGCAGGACAAGGCGUUUGCAGUGCUGACGGAAGCUGUCGAGAUGCUGGAACGCAAGACGGGACCGGAGAGCGUACUCACGGCUCUGGCGAAGAACAAUCUCGCGUACGCCAGAAAAGAGGCACGUGAAUAUGACGACGCUAUCAAGCUGUACGAAGAGGUACUGAGUGUGCGGAAGCAGGUGCUUGGCACGACGCACAAUGAAACGAUCAUGGCACGUCAUAAUCUGGCAGAGGCCUAUCGCUCGAGCGGAAACGAGGACAAGGCGGUUGAGGUUCAGAACGAGAUUCUGGAUCUCUUUGACGCUGAGCUAGGACCCGACGAAACAAAGUAG